CUAAAAAUUCCUUUUAUCAAAGACAACUGAAUUUAUAUUCAAAUAAAUUUUCAUUAAAAUUUCAUUCAGUUGUCAUUUAAUUGUAUCAUUGCAUUAAUCUUUACCAUGCCUUUAGAAGCGGUUAUACGCAGAAAUGCUGAAAAUACAGAACGUAUUAUGAAAAAUGCCUUGGGUUAUGUAGUCUGUAAUAAUAAUUAUGGCACAAUAGCUAUAUCUUCCUAUGACAAUACCGUAUCAGUGGGCAUUAUAAAGUUAAUUUGUAAAAUGUUGGUAUCGGCCGCCAGAAGUGCAGUACGCGAUAUUGACAGUACUAACGAUUUGAAAUUUUUACGCAUAGCCACUAGAAAAUUUGAAUAUUUGGUAGCACCAGAAAAGGAAUUUACUAUAGUGGUGGUGCAAUGAACUGUUCAUAUCAAACAUAUUUUACAAAAACUUUUAUUUUUUAAUAUAUUUUAUUAAUAAAAAAAAUGGCCACUACAAAUAAUUAUACAUUUUUUUUAAUAAAAGAGAUUUUUA
This is a messenger RNA of Lucilia cuprina (Australian sheep blowfly), 516 nucleotides long. Its product is annotated as dynein light chain roadblock-type 2-like. NCBI's taxonomy places the organism in Eukaryota, Metazoa, Arthropoda, Insecta, Diptera, Calliphoridae. Gene Ontology annotation, molecular function: dynein intermediate chain binding. Gene Ontology annotation, cellular component: centrosome; cytoplasm; cytoplasmic dynein complex. The transcript is spliced from 2 exons. Gene Ontology annotation, biological process: microtubule-based movement. The coding region runs from base 106 to 402 and encodes 98 amino acids. The record is from RefSeq and is a predicted model, not a curated record.